Messenger RNA from Synchiropus splendidus (mandarinfish), 5501 nucleotides. It is a transcript of the gene sema3b, whose product is annotated as sema domain, immunoglobulin domain (Ig), short basic domain, secreted, (semaphorin) 3B. Gene Ontology annotation, molecular function: semaphorin receptor binding; chemorepellent activity. The coding region runs from base 757 to 3171 and encodes 804 amino acids. The record is from RefSeq and is a predicted model, not a curated record. Gene Ontology annotation, biological process: positive regulation of cell migration; neural crest cell migration; semaphorin-plexin signaling pathway. The transcript has 18 exons. NCBI's taxonomy places the organism in Eukaryota, Metazoa, Chordata, Actinopteri, Syngnathiformes, Callionymidae.
CCUCUGAGCAGUCCUGCUCUGUUCAGCUCCUGUGGAAACUGUGUAUGAACCACUUGCGUGUGCGUGCUAAGAAGAGUUUAAUGUCUGUGUGCACAGCCGUGUGUGUUUUUCUAAGUGCCACUGGAGUGUAGACGCUCAUCAGUGAGACCGAGUGCUAACCAGGGAAUACUCCAGUCUCACUGCUCUGAUCUCAAACUUCAACACCAUCUGGAUUUCUGCGGAGCUCAUCGGACACAAGGGGGACUCUGCCACUGUUCACCCUGCACUGGGCACCAUUCCCAUCACUGGAUUUUUUUUUUUUUCACCGACAAGGCUCGUGUCUAUUCUGGAACAUUGACGGACUGUAUAAUAAUUGACUGUACUCUUGAGGGUAAAUCAAUAUACACUGGAAUAUAACAUGAUCAAGCCACAAAAUAAGGACAAAGACUUCAAGUGCGUGAACCUAUGACAUUUUGCAUUCUUAAUGAAAUAUUCAAAACAAAAAUAUUUAUGAUAUGGAAAUGUGUGAAGGCAUCAAGGUGUCUGGUGGACCGUAACAAGCAUCUGAAAUGUUCUAAACCGCAAUACAAAGCGACUCACAGAUCUGAAUGCCUACGUGUGACAUCUCCGCGCCGUUUUGGAUGUAAGAAGUGAAGUUUGGGAGUAAUACCAACAAAGAUAGCUUUUCUACACCAAGGAGGACUUCAUUUUAGGAGAAUCUGGUGGCAUACACGGUGGAGCACAAGCUGAAUAUCUGAUUUGGAUACGGUGAUCAAGAUGAUGACCAUGAUGAUGAUGAUGGUGGCCACCACGGUCACAUGCAGCUCUCUCUUCAUUCUGGGGCUGGCCGCAGCCCAUGCAUCAUCCACCUCACGUUCUUCCUCCUCUGCGUCUUCGUCAUCCUCCUCAUCUCCCUCCCCUCGAAUGAAGCUCUCAUACAAAGAGUUACAGCAGUUUCAUGGUGUCCGAAGGUUCGAGCUGGAACGCUCAUGCUGCUUCAGCGCUCUGCUCUUAGAUGAAGAGCGUGGACGGCUGUUUGUUGGGGCCAAGAACUUCCUGUUGUCUUUAUCGCUGGACAACAUCGCCAAACAGGAACAUAAGAUCUACUGGCCGGCACCUGUUGACUGGAGGGAGGAGUGUAACUGGGCUGGCAAAGACAUCACGUCCGACUGCGUCAAUUAUGUGAAGAUUCUACAUCACUACAACCGCACUCAUCUGUACGCCUGCGGAACUGGAGCUUUCCAUCCAACCUGCGCCUUUGUGGAAGUGGGACACCGGAUGGAGGAUCAUGUAUUCAGGAUUGACCCUUCCAAGGUGGAGGACGGUAAAGGGAAGAGUCCUUAUGAUCCCCGCCACAAUGCCGCCUCUGUGCUCGUUGGUGAUGAGCUGUACGCAGGUGUGGCUACAGACUUAAUGGGUCGGGAUUUCACCAUCUUCAGAAGUCUCGGGAGACGUCCGUCUAUCCGCACGGAGCAACACGACUCACGCUGGCUCAAUGAGCCCAAGUUUGUCGGUUCCUUUUGGGUCCCGGAGAGUGAAAACCCUGAUGACGACAAAGUAUUUUUCUUCUUCCGGGAGACGGCAGUAGAGGCCCAGGGUCUGGGGAAGUCCACAUACUCUCGCAUAGGACAGCUGUGUCGGAAUGACAUGGGUGGGCAGCGCAGUCUGGUGAACAAGUGGACCACAUUCCUCAAAACACGUCUGAUCUGUUCGGUUCCCGGUCCUGAUGGCAGCGACACCUACUUUGAUGAGCUACGCAACGUAUUCCUGCUGCAGACGAGGGACAGAAAGAAUCCACUGGUUUACACUGUCUUCUCGACUUCCAGCAGUGUAUUUAAAGGCUCAGCUGUGUGUCUCUACUCCAUGAAUGACAUCCGGAGGGCCUUCCUGGGGCCCUUCGCUCACAAAGAGGGCCCCAACUACCAGUGGGUCCCCUUCCAGGGGAAGGUCCCCUAUCCCCGCCCAGGAAUGUGUCCCAGCAAGACAUUUGGCAGUUUUGAGUCCACGAAGGGUUUCCCAGACGAUGUGAUCCAGUUUGCCCGUCACCACCCACUGAUGUACAACCCUGUGUACCCGAUGAGCAGACGGCCAGUAUUUGUGAGGACCAAUGUGGACUACAGCUUCACACAGAUCGCUGUGGACAGAGUAGGAGCUGCUGACGGACAGUACGACGUCAUGUUUAUCGGAACAGACAAAGGGACAGUGCUAAAAGUGAUCAACGUACCAAAGGAAAGCUGGAAUAACAUGGAGCAGCUUCUGCUGGAGGAGCUGGAGGUGUUCAAAGAUGCCUCCGCCAUCAUCAACAUGCAGCUCUCCUCGAAACGGCAACAACUGUACCUGGGCUCAGACACCAGCAUCGCCCAGGUUCCUCUACACCGCUGCAGUGUUUACGGUAAAGCCUGUGCCGAGUGUUGCCUGGCCAGAGACCCCUACUGCGCCUGGGACGGGACGUCCUGCACCCGCUAUCUGCCCAACACCAAAAGACGCUUCCGUCGACAGGACGUGAGGAAUGGAGACCCCAACACCUUGUGCUCUGGAGACCACCACAAGCAUCGAGUCACAGAGAAAAAGUUGUACGGAGUGGAGGGAAGCAGCACGUUUUUGGAGUGCAUCCCAAAAUCCCUUCAGGCCAGAGUCACCUGGACCUUCCAGAAACAACCACAAAGCCCACGGGAGGAGGUACGCAUGGAUGAUCGCAUCAUUCAGACAGAACGUGGACUUCUGAUCCGUCGCAUCUUAAAACGAGACAUCGGCGUUUAUCAGUGCCACGCUAUGGAGCAUGGUUUCACCCAAACUCUCCUUGGUAUCACACUUGAAGUCGUACCUUCCACCUCGUCCGCCGCCUCCAACACUCCCUCUGACGCUCCAGUGAGGAUAGACCCUCGUAGCUCAGGCGGCCCUCAGACGUCCAAUCAAAAGCUCUGGUAUCGGGACUUCAUGCAGCUGGUAGACCACCCCAAUCUAAGUACAGUGGACCAAAUCUGUGAGCAGGUAUGGGCUCGCAAGACUGCAGGAGGUGACCAAGGGGAAAAGAGCUUCUCUCCAGGGGGGAGGGAUGGCAUACCACUCAGCCCUGAAGUGCGCCCAAAUAACAAGAAGUGGAAGCAUCUUCAGGAACUAAGGAAGGGGAGAAACCGCCGGACCCAUGAUGGAAAACAGAACCCUCGGGCACCGCGCAGUGCAGGAGAGUAGCGUCCAAGAGGUGAAAGGACUAUGAACUCUCAUAGGUGCUCACACGUAAACACAUGCAGCACCUCUUACUGUGUAUAUUUAUCAAUGGAUGCCCUCUUAUAUGGUCUGCAUAUACUUCCACUGGUUCCCUGCAUGUGCUGCCUUUGUGGCCUGGAACUCUACUGCACGAUCCCUUUACAAUCUUCCACUAGAGUAGUACAGGUACAGGUACAAAUUCCACAAUAAUAAGUGGCAAUAAACUGUUCACACUGUGUAUGGAAUAAUGGUUUAUAGCACAUGCCUGAAUUUUGGGGUGUUAAACUGUCACCUGUGCUUGCCACUCAAGUUUUUUUAAACAUCUGUACAACACUAAGAGCCUGUAAUUCAUGGUUGAACAUUUCCAAGUGUUUUUUCAUAGCAGUGGUGAAAAACUGUCAAGCCACAAGACAAAUGGACAAUACUGGAAUUUGCUUUCCUAAAUGGAAUCAUACACAAGUGCAUUAACACCAGCAUGCAGACACACCUUCUGUAGCACAUUCAGUAAACACCUCACAGAUCUUUUCUCCUUCAGUGAGACAUAAACUACCUUUCAGAAAAUAAAGAAUCAGAUCUGUUUCACAUUGUUACAAUUUCAUAAUAACCUGAGGGGAAAAGAUCACAAACGUUGUUUAUCUUCCUCACAUUUCUCUGUGUCUGUGUGAGUGUGAAUGCAACAUGAUACAGCCCAACAAAUACAGCUUGAGCGACCACAUUGCAAAAAAGUGCUAAACUAAUGGAAACGACAACACAGGAGAUAUCAUAAGCAAUAAGAAAGCCAGCAUUUUGAAUUUGUGUGAGUUUCCAGUCAAAAAUCUGCAGAUUAAUGAGUGCAAGUCAAAGCACAAGCUUCCUGAUUUGAAAAAGUCACCUUGUGAUACUUGUGUCUGAGUACACUAAACUAAAACAAGAGAACUGGUGGACACUUCGGGACCAAAAUAAAAAGCAACACAAGGAACUGCAUUUCAGGCUCUAUUGUCACCCGUAUGUCCAGCCAACAGCAUAUUAUGUAUUUAUAUAUUAGCAUGGUAUUUAUUUUCUUUUUGUACUCUAAACUCUUUGACACUGUUGUGCGUGAUAAACAGAGUUAUGGACAAGCCCAACAUGCUGAGAUCCACAAUGAUACACGGAUACAACCUUCUGCUGCUUCACUGCUUCUUCCCUCUCUAAAAAAAGUCUUCCUAAAUCUGUACUUUCUGUGUAAUGUUUAUAAAAAAAAGUCAGUGCAACCUAAUUGUGUGUGUAGCCUGCCCUGUAGUGUACAUUGUGUGCGUUGGCUCAGGCCUUUAUUUGUGGUACAAAAUAUCAAUACUUCAUUGUCGUAAAGGAGAGGAACACUUUUUGGUACGACUAUUGCUGCUGCCACAUGUUUUUAAGAUGUAUUGUAUCUAAAAUGUCUGCAAAGUCCGAGAUGACACAAAGCAGCACAACUUGAUGUAUGGAAUCAUUUUCUUUCAUUUUAUUUAUAUUCUUUCUUUAUAGAGAUGUAUUAUACUCUUUAAAUCAAAGCAAGUCCAAAACGACACAUGUAAAAAGGAGCUCUCUGCAUUUUUGGUAUCCACAGAAUCGAAGACAUGUCAACCCAUCAAACCCCUGCACACUAUUGAACUAACCAAAAAAACUCCAGCUCAAUCUGAACUAAAGGUGAUACCAAAAAUGCUUAAGGUUCCCCUUUUUAACUGCAGGAUGUUGUUUUGUGCUUUACUACAGUUGCAUGACCGAUGUGUAGUGGCACUGGGGCAAUGGUGCGCGGCGAGAACGAAAGCACAAUGUUGAAUAUUAUGAUGUAUUUAAGUGCAAAGAUAAGCUGACAAGUUGUGGUGGAUUUUAUUUUUCAUAUAAAUGUAGGUUAACGUCUGUAUCGUUGUUUAUGUUCUGAUGAAAAAACAAAACAAAAAGAUUUUCAUACAUUUACAGGCAACGAGUGUAGUGUCUACAAUUCACAUUAUUUCACUCAUGACGUCUCCCACGCCAUGUGACGCACCCCAGUUUGACAGUUUACAUUGAGAAGCUUGUGUGUGUGUGUGCGAGUGUGUGUGAUAUUAUGAGUGAGUGCCACUUUUGGGGGAAUACAGAGCUCUGUAAAUAAAGGUGACGUCAGUGUGUGGAGAGAGGUCGGAGGUCACGGGCCAUUGUUGAUGUGGCACACUGUAAAUCUCCAGAAAUAGUUGUGAUUGUCAUGUCAGGCUGUUUUUGAUUAACACAAUAAAAUAGUUACUUCAAGGCUUUUGUUUUUCAUCUCCAUCAAGUCCAUGAGUCACUGGACCAACCUUAUUUCGGGGGGUGGUACUGAGCUGAAUGCUGAAUCAUCUCAU